AGAAAAAGUGCAGUACAUUUUCAUGGUACGGUCAGUACUGUUUAUUUUUGUAAUAAAGUGAACUUAACUUUUCCACUGAGUGUUAUAUUUUCAUUCAGUAGUAAUCGGUUAUUAGUAGGUGCUACCCGACUUGGUUAUCGGCGUCUGUAAGAUCCACUAUCGGUCAGCCUUUAAAAUAGAUUAAUGUGUAUGACAUGUUCUUCUUUAAUUAAUAAAGAAAUGCACUUGUUGACAACUUGCUGUGGUAUAAGGGGAAUAAAACACUUCAGAAUGUGCAGUUCUACCUUAGGGUGGUAACGGUCACUCCACUUCAUUGGAUUGUUGACUACUUUCCUAUAACCGCAUGUUUAUUCCUUACAUAAAUUAAACACAAAUCAUGUAGGGGUUCUACAUGCAUGUAAUAUUUGCACAAUCAAUAACCUAUUAGAGUAAUACAUUGUGGUAUAUAAACUGAACUUUGUGUUUGAUGUGUCUGUAGUGUCCAAAGCCCGUGGUGGUGGCAGUGCAUGGCGUGUGUGUGGGAGCAGGUCUGUUGGGAGUGUUAAGUACCAUCUCAUACACUCAGCAAACAAUAUGGAUGGAACUUUCCAGAGUUGUGGUGUCACUUUCCUGCAAAGCUUUAACCAUCAGAGAGUUAUCUUUUACUGGGGCUUUUAGCUGCAGGAGACUGAAUUACUAACAGUUUUUUUUUUGUGGAUCUGAUUUCUUCUUUCGCAGGAGUGGAUCUAAUCACAGCCUGUGAUAUUCGUCUGUGCACACAGGAUGCCUGGUUUCAGGUGAAGUCGUGUGUUGCCUGAUAGUCAAUGAUUGCUGGAGCUCUGGAAAUAGCAGGUGAGAUUGCAGGCCGGAGUCCCGUCGCUGUCCAGGGAACCAAAAUCAACCUCCUCUACUCCUGAGACCACAGUGUAACUGAGAGCCUAGACUACAUGGUAAGAAUCUGCUUAAGACAUGAAUAGCAUUUUUAGCCUCAAGGUAGACCCAUGCACACACAGUAUGGCCACAAACACAAAGUAGAGCGGUCGAAAUCUGAGAUUUCUCCUCUGCGUCUCCAGGCUACUUGGAACAUGAACAUGUUGCAGACACAGGAUCUUAUGAAGUCAGCGCAGGCAGCCCUGGAAAAGAAGAGUCUGAAAGACGUGCCCUUCUCCAAGCUUUAAAGGAGAAGAUCCAGGGAUGUUGAAGCUGUGGUGGAACUGAGACUUCAUCAUCCACAUAUUUUUAGUUCUUCUUGCUAAGAGAACGAGAAACUCUGACACAACAGUACAUCCUGACCAUUGGUACUGUGUACACAUCAACAUACACACACGUCUCCAUGCUGGACAUCUCAGGAGCUUUCACACACAGUGCUAGGAAUAUCCCGGGACAGAGAAACGCACCUCCUAAGUGAGCGAGUUUAGCGUCAACCGGUGAAAUUUGCUGUAGCGUGAACACUUCGCCUCUGUGAGCUUCACUCUCCGUCAGGUUCACUGUAAUUAGACAUAAAAUGUACAUAAUGUUUAUUUUUCAUACAUUUAGGAUUUAAUGGGUUUUUUUUACUCUUCGAGGAGCAGAAAUGAUCUUUUGAGGCAGCUUCUUCAUCACUACCUGCUCCGUUUGUCUCAAAAAUGUAACGACCGGUUUCAAAAAGUCACGAUGUCUUCAGUUCAUGUGAUUUUACUGUUGAAUUUAAACAGGAAAUGUGAAAUAUUUUUUUCCUUUGUUUCCUCUACUGUCUUUUUGCUGUGAUCUUGAACACAGUUGUAUUUUUUUUUAAAUAAUAAAUAAAUGAUCAUUCUAGUUCUCUCACUUUCCUUGUCCUAAUUGUCCUGUAUCUGUUAAAUCCGUUUCAUCUCUGGUCUUUCUGUCUGUAUUAACAUUUGUAGAAAUGACUUGUAGUCCAUAUUUUUAAAUGAUUCAUGAUUUUGAAUUUAAAUAAAGAUAUUCUUUAAUUCUGUAUUUUGUCGUUUAAUUAUCAUUAGAAAUCAGAAGAUCAGAUUAAAGCCACGGCUUCUUUACCUGCCGAAGCUGUAAAACUUUCAAUAAACCAGUCAAUAGAUCAGCUGGAUAAAUGUAGAUUUUUAUUUACUGAUUAGAUGUAUUGAUGGUGUUGAUAGAUUAUUUGAAGAUUUUUAUUGAUCUUGAACAAUCAUUCAGUUAAAUAUUUUUUUAAAAAACUUGAUAAAUAGUUGAUUAAAUAAAUGUAGUGUAAUGUACUGAGUCAAAUAUGAAAACUACAAAUAAAUAAAAUAUAUUUAUAUCUGUGUAUAAUUAAAAACCUCACUUAAUACAAGAAAUUCAUAUCCUAAAUGUUGCAAGUGAUUAAUCUGAUCAUUUUAUUCACCUGUUUAAUUAUUACUUUCUAAAUAAUAAACAAAUGAAUGUUCUGGAUUCAUGAGGAAUGUUUACAUUUUGUGUCCAAACUCAAAAGUUUAAACAAAGUGUAUAUUUAUGAUAAUAAAGCACAAAGAACGUGAAACCUCAACACGUCUACAAUCAUCGAUGAAUUAAAUAUUAAUUAAAAAAAUUAAAUUAAACAAGAGUAAGAUGAAGUAUAUUUUUAAUUAAAAUGUAAUUAGAAAGGAGCACUUUUAAAGUGGAUUUGAUUUAAAAUAAUGAUAAAGCUGUUUUUUUUAUGUAUUUGUAUAUCUUAUCCUCUAUCGUGUUUAAGAAGAAGAGAAUAAAGAAGCUUUUUAUGAAAUAAUAUUUGGGUUUAUUUUAUUUUCUCCUCACAGAUUCAAAUUUACGUCAACAUCCGUUACGUUGGUGACGUCACCGCGAGCGCGAGAAGUCGAAGUGAGGAGCAGAAAGCGUUGUUAGUGUUAGUUCUGGCCCGUUUGGACCCAAACUAAAGUGUAUCAGUAUGAAGCAGGCGGUGACGGCGCACUGAUUCACUCUCGGAGCUCGGUUCACUAAUGACCGAAUCACCGAGGAACUGACCAAAGAUAACUCACACCCGCACGGAGAAGAAGAACAAGAGGAGGAGAAGAUGAGCUGGAGUGGGGCAAAGAGAACUGCAUUCAGAUCAAACGGUGGCUGAGUCGUUUGAGGAUCUGAAGAAUUGAGUGUCACAAUUCAACAUGCACAUCAGCGAAACUUCUCCCUCUGACUACACCGGCGCGCGCACACAGAAAUUCAUAGUGCAGGUGGCGAUUGCAGGCGCAUUUUAUCCGAACUGCUUCCUCCAGGGAACUGUGGACGAGGAGCUCGCCUCCAAGGAGCUCUAUGGAAAUGACCCCAGGACCACCGUAGUGGGCCUAUGUAGAGUUCUACCGCUCGUCAAUGAGAGGUUCUGGCGUUCUCCCAGAGGUCUCUCUGUCUCUCCUCCUCGCGCAGCAGAGACUUCCUCUCCAUCUCAACGUUUAACCCGCUGGAGAGGUGGAGACUUGGGCAGGGGGGUCAUCGAAGUGGGGCAUUUCUGGGGUUUCCAGGCUCACGAGGCAAGUCUGGAGAAACAGAGGUGGCUGACAGUGGCCGUUAAUACACGGGCGCUCCGCCCACUUCCUGUCUCACUUUAUCCAAAUCUUCUGUGUCUCGCCCCUUUCUCUGAAACUCACACCAAACCUGGGAACUACUACAGAGCCAAAAUACUGCAUGUCAUGGGGAGUAAUGUGGAGGUGUUCUUUGUGGACUUUGGAAACACUUCCAAGGUGCCAUGUAACUCUCUCUGGAACUUCCUGCUGACCGGCAAGCUCUGCCCUUUCAGCUUAAACAAGAAAAGAUUGGUAUCUGGAUCGGUAUCAUCUGUAAAAAUCCUGAUCGGAGCAUCCCUAAUGAACACCAUUAAACUAAAGCGCUUUGCAUCUGACGGGUAAAUGAACUCACCCAAUCACAUCCUAUAUGAGAUUAUUCAGAUAUCUACACAAUACACACAGAGCGGUUCGAGAACUGACUCCAGCCCAGAACCAUGACAGUGGAAAUGUCUAAUAGUGCAGCUUUAAAUAUAUUUAAGAGGAGCAGACUUCAAACACUGAACAUUGAGGUUUAUUGUAUUUGUUUACAAGGUAAACAGGUUAACGGUUGUUUUGUGCAUACAGUCUGUAAAAUGAACUGAAAAUAUUAGAUUUAGUUUAUCAGAAGGUAAAUUAAUGUGUCAUGGCUCACACGAUGUUCCUAAAUUCUGUCAUAAUUGACCAGCUCAAGUUUUCUCAUGCCUACUUAUAUUUACUUAUAUUGUGGCACAUUAAUGUUACCAUCUCUAAAAUAAAAAAAAGAAAAGAAAAAAUGUUUAAAAAACAAAAAAAACCCUAAACUUCAACUGUGCUCCUAAAUUCUUGUAAUUAGGAGCACAAGUGCUCCUAAAAGAAAUUGUCUUGCGUCUCUCCUCCUGUAAACACUGUUAAAGAUUUGUAAAUGAUCAGGAAUGUAGCACAACAUGGAGGUGAAAGCAGUGGUCUGUUCAUUUAAAUGUGAAAGUGCAAUAAAAAUAUGUUGUCCCUAAAAUCAAUGAAUAAUCGAGAUCUCAGUAUUGAUCAAAAUAAUCGUGAUUAUCAUUUUGGCCAUAAUCGUGCAGCCUACCUGCAUUAUUAGAUAAAAAUCUUAAAAAUUCAUGUGACAUGGACGUUAAAGUCAUUUGCUUAUGUCAUGUUUCAUGUAGGUUAUUUUUGCAGGAAUGAUGCCGUUUGUCAAGUCAUGUCGGAUUUCCCAUGUUAAAUCAUAGCACUUUUUCUCUGUCGGCACCACAUACGUGUUUGGGACGUAUUUUCUCAGAGGCUUUGGCUGUAAAUAAUUAAAUUACACACACAAAACGUCAUUUUUAUAAAAAUGCAUGCGAUUUAAAAAAAAAAAAAAAAACUCCUUCAUACAAAUAUGAAUCAUCUGGAUGUAACUUACAGGCGGAGGCUAGUAUGCAAAUUUUUCGUGAAGAUUGAAAAAACAAGUGUAUUAGUCACAUGACACUCUAAGAAACAAAAAGAGUAACGGUACCUGGGUGGACGAGUGUAGCUUUUUACGUUUCCCUCCAGGGAAAUGAAACCUCCCCCACUCCUUCUGGUAGAAGAAAUACCUGAGUGAGAGGAAAAGGACUUUUUAAAGAUAUGACCAAUAUAUGGUCAAAACACUUACAGACAUGAGCAUAUUGGUGGCGUUUGUCCAAAAAGCUUACCUUCCAACACGAUCUGUUUUUUUCAGUUCACUUUUGUUUGGACGAUCGUAGCGCUUCUUCUCUGUUGGCAACACACACCUCUUUAGGAUGUAUUUUCUUGGAGGCUUUGGCUGUAAAUAAUUAAAUUACACACACAACGUAAUUUUUUUUUAUAAAAAAAAUCCUUAUAUAGGAUUUCCCCCCGUAUAAUCUCAACGCAAAAGUUGAUGAUUUCCGUCAUGAGAUCGUGUUUGUUCUUCACGAACAGUACAAUGUCUCUAAAGUACAGGGAAAAUACGUUUUCUAUUUAAAGUAAUUAUUUAAACAGAGUGAAUUUGGAAGUGUCAUGCUUAAAAACAAGCUUAUUUAUUUAUUUAUUUAUUUAUUUAUUUAUUUAUUAAUGAAAGGCAAAGCUGUUUUAAGAACAUAAUCCUAAAAUCCACUAAAAAGUGGGCAAAGUGGAGUGUACUCUGAAUGUUUUUUUGGGACAGAAAUGUAUGGUACAGUUAUAGUAGACUACAUACACACUAAGUACUAAUACUUAUGUUCAGUAGUAUGUGAACAGUUUAUGUAAUUAUAAACGUACAAAUGAUAGUUUAUUGACAUUUUAAAUGAGUCGGUGGACAUAAGUAUCCACUAGGUGGCAGCAGUGCAGCUGUUAUAUCGCCUCACUGAGCAGUCUAGUGCUGUCUGAAACCUCUCCCUAGAUCUUUUCACAUUAUCAAUAGGUGAUGUGUGUAUGCUAUAAGGCUGGUCUGUUUCAUCUCCUUUAACUAGAAUGACUAUUGUCCCAUGGCCUGUAGGGGGGUUGUGGAAUAUAUCCUUACAAUUACAGGGGUCUCUGGCUAGAAGAAGCACUUUUCAGCCCUCAGAAUGUCAUGGAAACAAUCUUUCCAGCCUAAGUUAAAAUAAAACUUCAGAGACAGAGGGUUUGUAGAUGCCAGAGAUGGAGGUCGAGGGGACCAUGAAGAGGUGGCUCCAGCUGGCAUCAGAUCGAGAGUGUGGGCGCAAGAGCAGACUUUUGAUAAAGGAGGGUAUUUACAGUGUUUUAACUGGUGUGUUUUUUGCGCUAUUAUUAAUUUGUUAAAAUGUUCAUAUUAUAGUCUAUUUUUAAUUGUUUAUAAAAGUCCUUGCUUUUUUCAAGUGGCUGAAUUAGUGCGCGUGUGUGUGUGUGUGCGCAUGUGUGUGUGUGUGCGCAUUGGUAGCUGGGUGGGUAUAUAGUUGUGGUCGGAUGUUGACAUACCCCUUGCAGGAAAAAGAGACCCUGUGUAAUCUGUUUAACAACCGUUUUUUUCUCGACUUUUACGCAUGUUUUGCAGAGAGAUCAUUUUCACCUUGCUGUUUGGGUCUCUGUCCCACACUGUUACAAUGCAGUAUUGAGAGAGCGCGAGGGAGAUCGAUUUUCUAUCAGAAACAGUAACUAUAUAAAAUGGACGUCAACACGCACCACUCUGUGAGGUCAUUUCUCGCUCUCAACAGAGUAGUUGUGAUUGUUUAGUGUUUACGACAGGGCCAAAACAUUCAAGGCCAUGGUGUAUUUUGACUGUUCCUGUAGCAUAAUCUCACCAAACUGUGUGUACAUGAGUCCACAGACACUGAGUCUAUUCACAGUUCCAUGCUGUAUAGAUGUUCUGCUCAUCCUCACUGUACCGUAAAGGUCAGAACCUCACAUCUGUAACCUUGUAGCUUUCCUUAAUAAACACGACUGCAACCAAGCUUGUGUAUCACUACUAUUUUUAGAUCUCCGUCUCUCAAAAGUAUUGGCGCCCUACGCGUCCGGCUCUCAAAUCUAUUGGCGCCCUACGCGU
Molecule: messenger RNA, 6867 nt
Organism: Ictalurus furcatus (blue catfish)
Lineage: Eukaryota; Metazoa; Chordata; Actinopteri; Siluriformes; Ictaluridae
Product: ATP-dependent RNA helicase TDRD9-like
Exons: 11
Coding region: 3057-3791 (244 amino acids)
Source: RefSeq, a predicted model, not a curated record